This is a messenger RNA of Sorex araneus (European shrew), 2133 nucleotides long. It is a transcript of the gene EGLN3, whose product is annotated as egl-9 family hypoxia inducible factor 3. Gene Ontology annotation, molecular function: L-ascorbic acid binding; peptidyl-proline 4-dioxygenase activity; ferrous iron binding. Gene Ontology annotation, cellular component: nucleus; cytoplasm. Gene Ontology annotation, biological process: peptidyl-proline hydroxylation to 4-hydroxy-L-proline; cellular response to hypoxia. The record is from RefSeq and is a predicted model, not a curated record. Bases 328 to 1047 code for a protein of 239 amino acids. The transcript has 5 exons. Lineage: Eukaryota; Metazoa; Chordata; Mammalia; Eulipotyphla; Soricidae.
CCGGGGCGGGGCCGGGGCGCCCGAUUCCACCGGCUCUGGGGCCCGACCUCAGCCUCUCCCGGCCCCGGGCCGCCGCCGGCGCAUCUCCAACAGGGGCCCCCCGACUCGCCGCUGGGUCAUUCCGGCGCUGAGUCGCGGAGCCCCGCAGGACAUCCCGGUGGGGUCUCCGAGCGGCCUCCCUCGUCCCCAAACUAGCACGCAACUUUCCCUUCUUCCCGGGGCUGCGGCGGCGGCCGCUCGCGGAUCCCCAGGGUCACGCUCCCUGCGCCGGUGCGCGCUGCGGUGCCCGCCGGGUUCCCCCGAGCGCGGCGCGGCGCGGCGCACGAGAUGCCCCUGGGACACAGCAUGAGGCUGGAUCUGGAGAAAAUCGCCCUGGAGUAUAUCGUGCCGUGUCUGCACGCGGUCGGCUUCUGCUACCUGGAUAACUUCCUGGGCGAGGUAGUGGGCGACUGCGUCCUGGAGCGCGUCAAGCAGCUGCACGGCGACGGGGUCCUGCGCGACGGGCAGCUGGCCGGGCCUCGCGCCGGCGUCUCCAAGCGGCACCUGCGGGGCGACCAGAUCGCGUGGAUCGGGGGCAACGAGGAAGGCUGCGAGGCCAUCAGCUUCCUGCUGUCCCUUCUCGACAGGCUGGUCCUGUGCUGUGGGAGCCGGCUGGGCAAGUACUACGUCAAGGAGAGGUCCAAGGCAAUGGUGGCUUGCUAUCCAGGAAAUGGAACCGGUUAUGUCCGACAUGUUGACAACCCCAACGGUGAUGGCCGCUGUAUCACCUGCAUCUACUAUUUGAACAAGAAUUGGGAUGCCAAGCUACAUGGUGGGGUCCUACGGAUAUUUCCAGAAGGGAAAUCAUUUAUAGCAGAUGUGGAACCCAUUUUUGACAGACUCCUGUUCUUCUGGUCAGACCGCAGGAACCCGCAUGAAGUCCAGCCUUCCUAUGCCACCAGAUACGCUAUGACUGUUUGGUACUUUGAUGCUGAAGAAAGAGCAGAAGCCAAGAAGAAAUUCAGGAAUUUAACUAGGAAAUCUGAAUCUGCCCUCACUGAAGAUUGACUGUGCUGGAAAAAUGCAGGCCUUACUCAUUUUAGCAAUGGUUUCUGAAUUUUUUAAGCUUUGAGUUCCAAAGAUGGCCUAUUCUAUGACUCGAACUACCCCUCACUGCUUACGUUGAUCAAAUCCCUGUCUUGCCUAUGGUACUUUGUGUUUUUUUUUUUUUUUUUUUUUUUGCCAAGACUACAUCAGUCUUCAGAUACUGUCUUGGCCAGAUGGACUCAUUUGCCAACUCCAGAAAUACCUGCAGAUGAUCUACCUGGCUGGUGGUUUAACUGAUAGAUUGGGUAAUGCUGGCUCUCCAAAACAAGAGCCCAGAAGCAUGGACGAGGGAAUGACUCUAACUUGCACUUUAUCUACGAUUCCUGAUUUGAAACAAGAAGGUUGCAGAAGAAGGAGAAGGAAAAAAAAAAACAAAACAACAACUGGUGAUACAUGUUACAGAGAGAUUGCAUUGAAACUUUCACAGUGGGAAAGCAAUUUGUGUCAUCGGAACAAUUUCCAGAUGUUCUUUCUCCAGGGUUUGUGGGGGGUUCUGGAGAAUUAUCACAACUUAAUGACAUUAUUACCUCUAGAAAGGGCUGCUGUCAUAGUCAUCAAUUAUAAGUGUCCAGUGGGGUGGACACUCCUUAUUCCUGGUAUGCUACCUGGACUUUCUGCCUCUGCCCCGUGUUGCUGAAAAUAGGACUUUUGAUGAAAGAUGACAACACCAUUUAUUCUCUAUUUUCACUUCAUGUUGGAAGAACCUAAUUCCCCAGAGAUUAAACUAGACAUUAAUUAUUUUGGUUGUCUUGUUGAAAUGGAGUUUGAAUUGAAAUCCAAGGGGGUUGGGUUUGGGGGAAGGAAUCUACCCAGUAGAUUAGUGCCCACAACCUGUGAUGAUGGUUUUGAAAGAUAGGGAUCCGAGGAUACACAGCAAAGGCAGUGGAUGGUGAACAGCAGAGGGGAGGGAGAUGUAAAUGUGGGCAUUCCCAUUUUUUUCAGUUUUCCUUUUUAAUUAACUCACUCUUCUUUAGGAAAAUACAACAACAAAAAAUGCAGGAUGUAUUCUUGAAAGGAAAUGGAAAUAAAAUGAAACCAAAUUCUGAA